CGCCGAGCGACCGGGAUGGUUUUGGCAGAGGACCGGCAGCGCCGAGCCGGGCGGAACGCUGGUGCGCGGAACGCUCAGCUCAGCUCCCUUUCCCAGCCGGCGGCGCCGGGAGGACCACGCGUGGGGGCGGACCGCCGCGGUGGCCGCGCUGCGGGCACGAUGUGGAGCCGUGUCCGUGGCUGGGGCGGUGCGGCCAGGGGUUCCUGCGGGCUCGCGGUGCGGCUCCUGGCCGGUCGGGAGGUGGUGGGGGUAGCGCGGCAGCAACGGAGCUCUUGCAGCAAAAUACAGAAACUCUUCAGCACAAGCAGCGUGUUUUCUACUGAGAAAGAUAAAUCUACCCCUUCCAAAGACAGCACUACUGAAGAGGCAUCAAAGAGCAAGGAGGAUGCAGCAGAAACACCAAAGAAGAAACUGUUAGACAUUAUUGGUAACAUGAAGGUAGAAGUGAGCUACAGGAGAAAACUCCAACAGUUAAAAGCACAAGAGAUGAAAAAGCAAGCCAUAAAUAAGCUGGAAAGCCCAGACACCGAAGGUGCUGUGCUUCAGAGAACUAGAGAAGGGAUCCAGCGAGGCAGGCCUUUAAAUCCAGAACUGGUCGAGGCCGCUUCUGCAGUUGCAUCUUCCCUACCACUCAAUAAGAAGCAGACAGAAUCAGAACUACUUGCACAACUAAAACGACAUGAAGAAACCACAGAUAAACAGAAAAAGGGGGGAAUUGUUAACUUACGCGACGUUAUUUCAGGAAUGGCAGUUAAAAGGCAGUCCCCAGCUCAGAGAGGUGUGAGGAUAUCUAGUCGCAUUUCCUUGGACUUUGAUGAAGAUGGUCAAAGAAUGAAGCCGGGAAGAUUUUCACCUCAGUCUUCUGACUCUGGAAGAAGUCUCAAAGUAGGAAAGAGGCUUAAUAUAUUCACUAAGGCUUCUACAGAAACACAAAGCACACUGAAAACAGUAUCUUCACCAACUAUCUGGGAUCUGGAGUUUGCGAAGGAGGUUGCAGCAGUAACUGCACAGCCUCCCCGGAACGGUUUUGAGGAGAUGAUUCAGUGGACGAAAGACGGACUACUGUGGGAGUACCCAGUUGACAAUGAAGCUGGGAUGGAAGAUGAUGCUGAAUUUCAUGAACAUAUCUUUCUGGAGAAACACCUCAAAGACUUUCCCAGUCAAGGACCUAUUCGCCACUUCAUGGAACUAGUCAUCUGUGGGCUUUCAAAAAACCCAUACCUCAGUGUUAAACAGAAGAUUGAACAUAUUGAGUGGUUUCACAAGUAUUUUGAAGAAAAGAAGGAAUAUCUUAAAGACAUUUGAGACUUGGGAAAGUGUUUAACCUUGAACUAAAGAAUCGUUACAUCAAAAUUGACAAUUUCUUAUAAUGGAAAUACAGAGUAAUCAUGUGACCUGAAAACUGUAUUUUUAAAGAAUAAACUGAAAGGUCGUACUUUCAUGUGUGCAUACCCACAUAUGUGUCGAUAUUUUUUGACUACAAAUGAAGGAACUGGAAAGUAUGGCUUUUGUAGAAUGUGCAUUUAAAGUUUAGUUUACCAAAAUUGCUGUAAUUUAAACACAAAACUCAUCUUCUGACUGUACAAAAUACUGGGUCUGACUCCACUUCCUACACCCUUCACACUUGGUGCGUAUCUUAACAGGUUUGAUCACUUUUCCCAUUCUGGAAAACUUGCAAUGCUUUCCUUUUUAACUCCUGAUGUGGCUCUAAUUUUGAAAAGCUGUUACUGAGAUCGUAACAGUUUGUUUUGCUAAUUCAUGAAAUACACUUAUUUGGAUGGCAUUAAUCCUUUCUAUCCUCCUUUCACUAAUUGUCUUUAUUGGUUCAUUUAAAAAUUUUUGGUAAUGAGUAAGUCAUUUGAAUUGAAUAUUUGUUAGGUUGUCUGCUUAAUGAAAAGGCUAUUACAUCCAAAAGAUGUGUACACAGCAUAAUACUGCUGAAUUACAUAAAACAAUAUGGGAAGUCUCUCCUACCAUCCAUACAUCCAUGACGAGCUUUCCAUCAGUAUUUGUUUAAAAAUGGGUCUGGUUGUCAAAUAAUCCAUAAAGUUCUGUUUCAUUAGAACAAGCAGUUUCAUGAUUACUACAGUGUUUGGAGCUGAGGCUUUAUCUCCUUCCUCUGCAGGGCUAGAAAGAGGACUUGAUGGUGCUGGCAAGGAGAGUUGUCCCCUUCUGAUUGGUGUCACAUGAUACCACUGCUGUUUUCUGUCUAAUUCUCUGAUGCUGGUGAAGUAACUUCAUAUUUUCUAGCUGAUCCUUUAUUCUAAUUAAAUGUGUGGCCCUUUGUGUCUAUUAA
Molecule: messenger RNA, 2296 nt
Organism: Pezoporus occidentalis (night parrot)
Lineage: Eukaryota; Metazoa; Chordata; Aves; Psittaciformes; Psittacidae
Gene: MRPS31
Product: mitochondrial ribosomal protein S31
Exons: 7
Coding region: 16-1305 (429 amino acids)
Cellular component (GO): mitochondrial small ribosomal subunit
Molecular function (GO): structural constituent of ribosome
Source: RefSeq, a predicted model, not a curated record